AUGGCGAAACACAACUUUGUUUUCGAGUUAUUUUUCAUAGUGUCCUUGGUAUUCCAAGGUACUAUCUUGAUUGUCUCUGGAUUGGAAAUUUCAUCUUACACACGGGAACAUACAUUUUAUGCAGCUGACAAUCUUAAACUACAAGGGUUUACAUAUGCAACCAAAACUGUGCGCUCUCGUGUCAUCUGCGGACGGGAAUGCAGCAUGGAUGAACGUUGCAAGUCGUUGAAUUUUAACGAAUGCAAUCAAAUGUGCGAGUUAAACCUUGCCACAAGACGAGAGCAUCCUGAAGACUUCAAUGCAACUCAAGGGAGUGUGUACUUUGAUGCAGAUGAGAACACACCUCUCUACUCUCUGACUGAUGGCUCCUUGAAUCGUCACAGAAGUUGCAAGAUGCUCUUAGAUGCCGGUCAUCGUUCAAGCGGUAUCUACACAAUCUACCCAGAGGGACUCGGUGAUGGCAGUCUUCGUGUCUACUGUGACAUGGGAACUGACGGCGGAGGAUGGAUCGUGUUUCAGAGGCGACAAGAUGGCAGCGUGGACUUCUACCGUAACUGGACCGAGUACCAGUCUGGCUUUGGCGAUCUGCCCGGUGAGUUCUGGUUGGGCAAUGACAACUUGGUGACUCUGACGUCGGAUGAUUCACGUAGAACAUGGGAGCUACGAGUUGAUUUAGAAGAUUGGGAGGGCAACACGGCAUGGGCAAAAUACUCAGAUUUCCAAAUAUCCCAGGGUGAGUACAAUCUGAAUUUCGGUCAAUACGAUGGAAGUAGCACUGUCGGUAACUCUCUCUGGAGACACAGAGGAAGUCCCUUCUCAACCAAGGAUCGUGACAAUGAUGAAGGGGAGAGACAUUGUGCACAAUUCUUCCACGGAGCCUGGUGGUUUAAGAACUGUUUGCGCUCCAACUUGAAUGGUCGAUAUUACCCAGAUAAGCAGGCAGCUCUCGAUAAGGGCUUGUAUUGGCGCUCGUGGAAAGGCGAUUUCUAUUCUCUGAAAGCCUGUCAAAUGAAAAUGCGUGCGAUGGAACCAUGA
Messenger RNA from Patiria miniata (bat star), 1035 nucleotides. Its product is annotated as ficolin-2-like. NCBI's taxonomy places the organism in Eukaryota, Metazoa, Echinodermata, Asteroidea, Valvatida, Asterinidae. The record is from RefSeq and is a predicted model, not a curated record. The coding region runs from base 1 to 1035 and encodes 344 amino acids. The transcript has a single exon.